AUGGCUUCCCCCGCCGUUGCAGCACAAUCGCUCACCCCAGCUGCGAUCCAAGCGGCUCAUGAACUCAUUCAACCCCACGUGCACCGCACGCCGCUGUUGACUUGUAAAACACUUGACACCAUCGCCUCCACACCACAGUCCCCCGAAGCCUUGGUUGGAACGCCAUUCGAAGGCCACACUCCGGCACGCCCACAGAUUCGAUUUUUCUUCAAGUGUGAGAACUUUCAGCGGAUUGGUGCCUUCAAGGCACGAGGCGCAUUUCAUGCACUGCUACGACUGUUGGAGGAGCGCGGGGAGGAAGUGAGACGGCGCGGGGUAAUCACGCAUAGCUCUGGAAACCAUGCACAGGCCCUCGCCCUCGCUGCCUCGACCCUAGAAAUCCCCGCCUACAUCGUUAUGCCCCGCAUUAGUACACCAUCUAAGAUCGCGGGUACAAAGUCCCAUGGUGCAGAAGUUAUCUUCAGCGGCUCGACGAGUGUAGAGCGUGAAGCUGUGGUGGCAGAAAUACAAGCAAAGACAGGUGCCAUUCUGGUUCCACCGUAUGAUGACUUCAAUGUCAUUUGCGGCCAGGGUACAACAGCUUUGGAGCUGGAAGCACAGCACGCUGAACAAACUGGGUCCCGGGCCUUGGAUGCGGUCAUCACUCCUAUUGGCGGAGGCGGGCUCAACUCCGGCGUGGCGACUUGGUUCUCGGAUAAGCAGACACGCGUGUUUGGUGCAGAGCCCAGCUUUGAAGGGGCGGACGAUUGCCGACGCGGACUAGAAGCAAAGGAGCGCGUAGAAGCUGUGAGCACUCUCACUAUUGCAGAUGGUCUCCGCACUCCUGUGGGAUUGCUCAAUUGGGAGGUCAUCUCCAAUGACAAGAAGGUCGAGGGGGUCUUCUCUGUCACUGAAGAGCAGAUUAAGGCCGCCAUGCGGUUGGUUCUGGAGCGCAUGAAGGUCGUUGUUGAACCGAGUGCCGUGGUUGGAUUGGCCGUCUGUCUCUUCGACGAGAACUUCCGGCGACGAGUCGAACAAGAGGGUGGCAAGGACGGAUGGGACAUUGGUGUUGUGUUCAGCGGCGGCAACACAACUGUCGAGGCAAUUGCGAAGCUGUUCACUUAG
This is a messenger RNA of Penicillium bovifimosum, 1104 nucleotides long. RefSeq names its product threonine/serine dehydratase. Gene Ontology annotation, biological process: pyruvate biosynthetic process; L-serine metabolic process; D-serine biosynthetic process. Lineage: Eukaryota; Fungi; Ascomycota; Eurotiomycetes; Eurotiales; Aspergillaceae. The record is from RefSeq and is a predicted model, not a curated record. The coding region runs from base 1 to 1104 and encodes 367 amino acids. The transcript is spliced from 2 exons. Gene Ontology annotation, molecular function: threonine racemase activity; magnesium ion binding; D-serine ammonia-lyase activity.